AUGUUGUGGAUGGCCGCCGAGUUCAACUUCAAUGUCGGGAUGCCGGACGAUAUGCCCGACGAGAUAUCCAACCAUGAUGACGACGAUGCCAACGAGGAAGACGUCAGGUCACAACUCGAGACAGACAGGCCCAUCCAGGCCAACCUCGACAAGAUGGUCAUCUACGAAGAAGGCGCCAUGUACGAGGCGCAAACCGACACCGAGGAGAUGAGCAAUGUCUUUGCUACACUUGUUCUCUGUCUCCCAUCCAAACACAGGGGUGGAGAGAUGGUGUUCGAGCAUGGCGGCCAAACACCAAAGGUCUACAAGUCUUUCUCAAUGUCCCAGUCCUUCGCCUUCUGGUUCCCGAGAGUAUCACACAAGCUUCUUCCCGUCACAUCGGGUUAUCGCUGGGCGCUAAUCUUUAAACUUGUCAUCGGCCCAGGCCCACUGCCUCCGCCGACAGAUCUUCUAAUCCCUGCCGAAAUCCAAGCACUGAAAGACUCUCUAAGACAGUGGCUUUCUAAAAGCACAGAGUCGCGCCUACACAAAUAUCUCUACUAUGUGCUGGACUCGCCCUACCCUUUAGGCUCUGGCCAGCGCAGCCUGAAAGGCCGAGACUUGGGCCACGCCCUGGCUCUCAAGGCGGCGUCUAACGAACUGCCCUUUGAGGUCUUCCUUGGGUCGUUGGACCGCCAGGUAGACACAGGAAUACAAACCCUAGGCGACUUUGAGGGCCACAUGGUAGCACAGGACCACCACGGAUUUUACGACGAUCAUGUUCUUAAUAUAGACACGUUCCUCCAACUUGAGGACAAAAUGAGCUGUUGGCAACAUACCCCUCGAUACACCGUGCUAUCAGCAGCUGUUCUCUACCAUGCUCAGGUCUUCCCUCAAAAAUUUCGUUGGCAGCGAGCCUGUCGAUACCCAACCGCUGCCGCGGGGCAGCGUAAGCUGUGA
Messenger RNA from Fusarium falciforme, 939 nucleotides. Its product is annotated as Fe2OG dioxygenase domain-containing protein. Bases 1 to 939 code for a protein of 312 amino acids. NCBI's taxonomy places the organism in Eukaryota, Fungi, Ascomycota, Sordariomycetes, Hypocreales, Nectriaceae. The record is from RefSeq and is a predicted model, not a curated record. The transcript is spliced from 4 exons.